AUGUCUACCAACGAUGAGAAGGCUAACACGGUGGACGAGGUCAGCAAAGUCGACACAACUUUGCCGGAAGAUCCUGAUGCACAUCUAAGCCCAGAGGACCAGAAGAAAAGGGAACGCGCCUUGCUAUGGAAGAUCGACUUGUAUCUGGUCCCAUGGUUGUGUCUUCUCUACCUCGUCUCGUUCCUCGACCGCACCAAUAUCGGCAAUGCACGCAUUAUGGGCCUCGCGGAAGAUACCGGCAUCACACCGGGCCAGUACAACCUUGCAUUGGCGAUAUUCUUUAUAAGCUACUCUCUCUUCGAGCCUCCUAGCAAUGUGUUGCUGAAGAAGCUCAAGCCGCGUUACUGGAUCAGCUUCAUUGUCAUCAUGUUUGGCUUGUGUUGCAUGUGUAUAGGAUUCGUGCGAAACUUCUCAGGCCUCGUUGCAACCCGCUGGUUCUUGGGCAUGUUCGAAGCCGGUCUAUUUCCUGGAUGUCAGUUCUACCUGUCUUGCUGGUAUAAGCGGUCUGAGUUCGGUGUGCGCUCUGCAAUCUUCUUCAGUGCUGCCGCAGUGGCCGGAUCCUUCGGUGGACUUCUCGCAGCAGCCAUUGGCAACAUGGAUGGCGUUGGAGGCUACCCCGGAUGGUCUUGGAUAUUCAUCCUCGAAGGCCUUUUCACGAUCAUGAUCGGCUUCGCGUCCUUCUGGAUGGUGCGAGACUUUCCAGACGAAGCCAAGUUCCUCACUGAAGAAGAGCGUCUUCGCGUGUAUUACCGGCUCAAGGCCGAUCAGCAAGCAAGCGCGGAUCACGAAACAUUCAAGUGGUCCGCGGUGAAAGCAGCUCUUACGGAUUGGAAGACUUAUACUUCUAUGUCGAUGUUCAUGGGGAAUGGUUGCAGCCUCUACGCGGUCAGCCUCUCGUUACCAACCAUUGUCCGGCAACUGGGCUACACCGCAACCACAGCGCAACUCUUGACAGUCCCACCUUAUGCUGUUGCAGCCGUAGUCACGGUGGUCAUGUCAGCUAUUGCUGAUCGCACACGGCAGCGUGGUCUCUGCACCAUUGCCACUUCUGGAGUCGGUAUCAUUGGAUUUAUUCUGCUCAUGUCGCCAGUCUCGACGGGAGUCCGUUAUUUUGCGCUCUAUCUGGCGGCAGCUGCCAUCUAUCCUUGCGUACCAUUGACUAUCUCCUGGGUGGCGAACAACACCAAUGGCACAUUCAAACGCGGUAUCGUGAUGGGAAUUGUCAUCGGCUGGUCAAAUAUGCAGGGUGUCGUGGGAUCGAAUGUCUACCAAAGCCGAGAUGCGCCGAGAUUUCUUCCAGGCCAUGGCAUCUGCAUGGGUUUCCUGGCCGUCUUCCUAUUCGGCGGAGCAAUCGUACAUCGAACCCUGCUCGUGCGCGAGAACAAGGCAAGGCUGAACGGCGAGAGGGAUCAUUUGCUUCACGGGAAGUCGGAGAGUGAGAUCGCGUUGAUGGGAGACAAAAGGCCAGACUACAUCUACAUGCUGUAG
Molecule: messenger RNA, 1488 nt
Organism: Cyphellophora europaea CBS 101466
Lineage: Eukaryota; Fungi; Ascomycota; Eurotiomycetes; Chaetothyriales; Cyphellophoraceae
Exons: 9
Coding region: 1-1488 (495 amino acids)
Biological process (GO): transmembrane transport
Cellular component (GO): membrane
Molecular function (GO): transmembrane transporter activity
Source: RefSeq, a predicted model, not a curated record